AUGGUUGAGAACGUAGGGGCUAUCAGAGAUGGUAGAAACCUGGUUCUCCGGAUUCUAGAGUCCAGCGUCCUCAAGCUGAAGGCGCUGGACUUCAAGCCCUACUUUGGACUCGACCAAGUCACCUUUAAGGUGAGCGGGGCCCAAGGUGGGGAUAGAGAAAGCGAGAAGGGGCCUCCUAUGGACGAAUUGAAUGUGGUGAUGGUUGAGCUUGACGUCGAUGCUUCGGGAGGCAAGAGGAAGGCGGUGGUCUGCUCCGCGUACUUUCCUCAUGAUGAGGGGAGCCUGCCGCCACCGGAGUCGGUGACUAAACUGGUGGAACACUGCAAGAACAAGCGGCUUCCUCUUAUAGUGAGGUGCAACGCUAACUCGCACCAUACCGUCUGGGGAAGCACGGAUACCAACGAUAGAGGUAGGAAGCUGUUGGAAUUUCUAGCGUCAACAGACUUGGAGAUUCUUAACAGAGGUAACAAGCCCACUUUUUGCACGGCGGUGAGGAGAGAGGUUCUCGAGCUUACUGUCUGUUCUAGGUGUAUAUUAAGGGACGUGGUCGGAUGGAGAGUCUCGCGUGAACUUUCACUGUCGGACCAUAGGCAAAUCACCUUCAAGCUGACUUGGGCCAGAGAAGAGGUGACAAUGUUCAGGGAUUCCAGAAGCACCGAUUGGGACUCUUAUCGAAUGGACUUGAAAUGCUAUCUCGAGAGCUUCCCAAGAAAGCACGGGAUCGAGAAGGAACUGGAGCUCUACGUGGAUCAUCUGCAGAGAGCUCUGGUGGCGAGCUACAAAAAGAACUGCCCGGAGAGGGCGAUUAAGAACUCCAAGGACAAGUUCUGGUGGAGUCUCAAGCUGCAGGAGCUCAGAAGUGUGGCUCGCAUGGCCUGGAAUAGGGCCAGGAACACGAGCCGCUAG
Messenger RNA from Solenopsis invicta (red fire ant), 906 nucleotides. RefSeq lists its product as uncharacterized. Gene Ontology annotation, molecular function: catalytic activity. Lineage: Eukaryota; Metazoa; Arthropoda; Insecta; Hymenoptera; Formicidae. The transcript has 2 exons. The record is from RefSeq and is a predicted model, not a curated record. The coding region runs from base 1 to 906 and encodes 301 amino acids.